UUCUAAAGCCUUAGAAGAAUCAUGACUGAGUUGACCCCGAGUGCCUCUGUGUAAAGGAGGUGGGCCAUCAUCGGGGCAGUAGGCCAGGGUAAAGGCUCUUAGCAAAGGAGGAGAAGCCACAGACUUUCUUCCUUAGUAACAUUCCAAUAAUGAUGUGUAUUCAGUAAGAUAAUAAAACAGGUUUGCACUUUAAAGUGAAUGUUGAUCUGAAAGCAGACUUGAAUUGCCGCCACUCUCUGUAAUUACCGCGUCUUGGUAAUCAGGACGAGUGUGUUUCUGUGCUCUGGUUUUCAUGAGGCACAGAUCUGCCCUCUCCAGAAGGCCAGGGUCCUGGAGAAAACUUCCAGCAGGUCUUUGGUUGGCCAUGUUUGUGCUGUUGGAGUGCCACCGCGCAUGGCUCUGCAGCUGUAGCGAAGGUCGUGAGACUCACGGAUCGUCGCAGGAUUGUGAUGAUUUGUCUUGGAGUCCUCUGAGACGUGUGCACUUCCAGCUGAUCAACUCUGGGAGUCGGGGGUUAAGGUGGAAACACCGAAAAGGAGUGUUUGAAAAAGUUGGUCAAAGAUGAGGUCAAAGCGUUUUUCUUUAUCUUCUAGUGGGCCUGUGUGUAAUAUUUGGAGAAAACGAUGCCUUUCUGUCUAGGUAAUUUUAUCUCCUAAUGUAAGGAAUGUAAAAGUAACUGUACAUUUAGUUGGAAAUAUAGAAAAGAUCCUCAAACAUAUAGUCUAAAAUAAGAAUAUUAUGAAUUGUGGAAAUUGUAAAUUACUAGAUCAUUCUUUGAGCCAUGGAUAAUUAGUUAGAGAUUAUUUGUCUUGUGGUGGGUCAAUGCAGACCUCCUAAAUUGGUGAAGCUCCUUGUCAGCACUGACUGUGUGCAGUACUGAGCUUUGGAACUUUAAGUUCAUUAGAUUUAAAAUUUUUUUUUUUGCAAUUACUAUGACAAACUUGUAAUCUGUAAGGCUUUAAAGUGAAGCACUUCUCACUACCCUUCCUCGGUGAUAGUUGUCCUGAGAGUGAUUGCUGAGCUGCUAGUGUGACUGUCACUGGCAGGAGGUGAUGCUUGCUCUGCAGGGCUCUGAGCAUCUCGACUCUCUGUCUUCGAUGGCUGGAGAUAACCAUGUGGAACAAUGAACAUUGUAAAUGACAUUCUUCUCAAAUGUUUAGGGCAUCCUUCAAUGUAGCUGUUCUCAUUCUUUUCUCACAUUGUGUGAUCCAUUUGCUCACAAAAGGAUGGCAUUUCUUACUUUGCAACAUGGCUGGUCACUUUUCCUGGCCUGUCACUACUCUUCAUUUCUCCUGCAGCCUGACCAGGCACUCAGAGCACCACCCACCUUUUUUUUUUUUUUUUUUUUUUUUUUUCCCAUUUUUCCUCUCUCUUGGGCUUAGUAUAACUGUACUGCAGGCUCUGUCUAGUCUCAAAUCCUGUGACAUCCUGGCUGCUGCAGCUCCUCUGUCCUCCUCAGCUUCAGAGCACUGCAAUGGCUUUGUGGUAGAAGGUAUUUUUUUUUUUUGUUUGUGUAUUCUAGAAACCAAGUUACCUUUACACAGCAAACUCCUUCAGGGUUUUCCAGUGAUCACCUCGGAUUGAAUAGGAAUGGGUUUUGUGGGUUCUGUGCUGUCCCAUGGAGUCAGGUAUGACUGUCUCCUACCCCUCCGGUAUUGGGCCAUUUGGCAUCAUUGGUGUGCUGCCUGUCUGCAGCAUGCAUGGCUGGUGGUGCUUCCUAUGCUAGCUCGCCAUCAGCUGUCUUGGUCUAGGUUGGGAGGUCUCUGGCUGAGCCUAGGAGAGGCUGUCCUGUUAAUGCACAGUAGGGAAAGCUCUGUGCAGAACACGUGGAUAGUUGGGGGGUGGGAGGGGAGGCAGGGAUUGUAGAAGCCAGGAAAGGCCACAGCUUUCAUGAUGUCAGUCUGCUCUGACCUUCUCUGAGCAGGCCAACUCCAGCUGGAAUCAGAGGUCGCUGGAAUGGAGCCAUCAAAAGCAAGAAAAGGCAAGAAGGGUUGGGGAAGUCUGAAAUGACUCAAGCGAAUGGGGGUGCUAGGUGGAGGGAGGAAAGGGACACAGGAGAAUACAGAACAGGAUGGUGGCGGCAGGUGGCACUGGGUCUUCUCUUGAGACGUGGCUGAGAUGGCCAAAGGAAGGCUGUAUCUUCAAAGUGAGAACUUCCCUUCUCUCCUCCUCUUUCUUUUUCGGGAUGGGAGACUGAAUAGUUUGGUUAUUGUUACAUUAUUUUUUUGACCAAUGGGGAGGAUUUAGUGGGGGUGAGGUAAAAUUAUCAGAUUGAAUAGGAAGAACUAGUAAGUUCUGAUAAAGAGUUUAUGUUAGUAGAUGUAGGUGGGAAGGAGGAGCAGAGGCAGGAGUCCGUACUUUGGGGCCACCUUUGUUGGUGAAGGCAGGAAGAAUUGGGGAUAAGGAUACCUCAGGUUUGGUUUGAGAAAGGGAGUCAGCUGGCACUGAGGAAAAGGACAGGGGCCCAGCCAGCUGCACUUAUGAAUUGAUCAUGGAGCAUGGAUAUUUUCUCCACUGUGGAGGCUGUAGUUCAUAGCGUAGUACUUCUUCAAUGGUAAAUGAGAUUUUUAGAGUGACUUCAUAAACAUUUAUGUCUAUUGCUAUUGUGUGUGUUACUCUUAGAGCAGGGCGCAGCAGACAGUGAAAGAAUGAAUAAUUGGUUUAGGUACACACAGCUUAUUGGGGAUGAAGACCCAGUCUGGUGCAUCAGAAAAUUAAACUCUGUUGUGUGAGAGCGUGGAUAAGUGCUGAAAUGCUUUGAAAGGUCAGUGCUAAACAAAUUGCAGUCUUUUAUGCUCAAGUAAUUUAUAAACUUUGAUUUUGACUUUUCUGUAGAAAUGGGGGCUAUUGAAGCUUUGGUACAAAUGAUGUUUCCAUUUAGAAAGAUGAGUGGAAUGUAUGGACCAAACUAAAAAGCAGAAAUGAAGCCUUUAAGUAGGUGGUGCAGAUGACCUUUGCCUAGACAGUUAAGACCCUACAACUUAAGUGUUUAGAAAAAUGCAUUAUUACUAUGCUAUGACAAAUAAAAAUUUACUUCUGAAUGGAAAAUGUGUAGCUUUGACCUCUGAGUUUAGAAGUUGAGAGACCUUACUCAGUACUGUAAUUUCAGUGGGUGAGAUUUUUGUAAGCAGCUUUGGAGUAUAGGUGUUUAUAGGGAGCUGAUAAAAUUGAACUUGUUUUGUGCGUCAGUUACAUUCAUGAGGGGAAGACAAGCCUAUAAAAAAGGUUUUUAUGUCAGUGAUGCAUCUGUGAUAAUCACCCUAAUUGGAACAUCAGCUCUCCAGAAGUGAAAUUUUUGUUUUGAGACUCUCUUGUGAUUGUUAAGCCUGAAUGCUCUCAACUUACUCAAAACCAACCUUGUUUGAGAAUUGAGUAAUGUGCACAGCGUGAUCUAUGUUCAUGAGCAUUGCAUGCAUUAAAAUGCCUUUCAUGUAACCUGUUCAUUAGAUUUUAGCUGACUAAAUACUGAUCCUGCUCAGGCCAUUUAUUUGAACUUUAUUACUUGAAAUAUCUGUUAAUUGGUUGCAUAUUUUUGUACUAAUGAGAGUGCUAUAACUUCUUGACACUCUAAAUAGGACAGGAAAAUGUUUGUGCCACAAUGAAACUGACAUCGAAAAGUCUCUCAGGAGUUCUUGAUUGACUAGAUGGAAAAAUGAUUGUAUUUAGAUCUUGUUGAAACUUGCUGUCUAGUCUAUGGCCACUCUUGGACCACAUAUAGGUUGAAUGAAAUUAUUGGCAUAGUAGAAGAAGAUCGAUGAGCCAAAGGAGUCCUGGAAGGACAUGUCCCUGUGAAGGAUUGUUCUCCCCUGACCCCGCUUCCUUGGAUUUCUGAUGUGGUCUGGCAACCCAGCCCUCUGCAUAUGGGCUCCAGAGAGAGCCUGCUGCUCCAGUAGCUGGCGUGGCCGUUUAUGAAUGGAAAAUCUGUGAUCUAAAAUAGCUUCAGAACCUUAUCUGCGUAGAUAAAUGUUCCUGUUAAUGGUCACUGUAACAAUAAAGAAUGUCUCAAGAUGGCCUUCUUAUCAGAGAGAACUAUUGAAAAGGCAGGCAUGUUGAAGUCUUAAGGGUUGCCCAAAAAUAUUUAAUUGUCAGCAAAUUUAACACAUGUAUUCAUUUGGAAGCGUAGUCAGUGAUUAGGGUAUAUGAUCAAGUGUUCAUAAUUUGCAGUUAACAUUCCUGUGAUUUACCAAAGUUUCAUUUUUAAGGUCACUAUAUGGUGAAAGUAGGAUACUAUACCCUUAAAAAUUUUUAGCCCUUCUUCUCCUGAACUAGGUGAUAGCAAAAAAUAAAAUAAAAUAAAUAAAAAUUCCAACUAUAUUACAUGCUGGCAGUUUAUUUUCCACCCCUAAGUUCUGUAAUUUCACCUUAGGAAAUUCAGAAAGAUAUUUGCUUAUCAUGGCAGUAUCUGCCUUGGAAUUCUAAGCCCUGCCAGUGGUGCAUGUGGAGAGAACUAUUAACACCCAGGGGCAUUCAGAUUCCUGCAGACGUGCUCCACAGUGAUAGUGGCACCUGCUGGUAGGGAGGGUGGAACCCAGGGACCUUUCUGUUGUUGGGCCUGGAGAUGAGCCCCGGGUCUGACACAAGAACUCCUGGCUUUGAAGCUUUCAUCUUACAAAAAUACAGGUGCUGUAGUGAGUUUCUUCUACUUAUUCCUGUGGUGGAGGUGGUUAUGUGCCUCAAUGGCUUUUCCUCCUUCCGGGUGCUUCUUGGUCACUCUCAGUCACUGGGGUUCUUCCUCUCCAAGGGUCAGUGGGAGGGGCUGCAGUGGUUUGAGGGCAAACAAGACAGACUAAAAGGCCUACAUUUUAAAAGAUUGUAGGGUAAUAAGUAUCCCCAACAAUAACUGAAGAGCACAAAGUUCAGAAAGUAAAGCUCAGUGAUUUGCACAUUUUUAAAAUUAGCAUUAUCCACUUAAUAAAAUUGGCCUUCGGCCGAGUGUCCCCCAAGGUCAGCGAGUGCGCGCUCCUCCUCUCCCGCCGCUAGGUUCAGCCUGGCCCAGCCACCAUGUCCAUCCACUUCAGCUCCCUGCUGUUCAGCUCGCGCUCCGCCGGCUUCUCCGGCCGCUGUGCCCAGGUGCGCCUGAGCUCCACGCACCCCGGUGGCUUCGGCAGCAGCAGCCUCUACGGCCUGGGCGCCUCGCCGCUGCGCGUGACCAUGCGCUCCGCCUAUGGGGGCCCGGUGGGCGACGGCAUCCGCGAGGUCACCAUCAACCAGAGCCUGCUGGCCCCGCUGCGGCUGGACACAGACCCCUCCCUCCAGCGGGUGCGCCAGGAGGAGCGUGAGCGGAUCAAGACCCUCAACAAGUUUGCCUCCUUCAUCGACAAGGUGCGUUUUCUGGAGCAGCAGAACAAGCUGCUGGAGACCAAGUGGGCGCUGCUGCAGGAGCAGAAGUCAGCCAAGAGCAGCCGCCUCCCAGACAUCUUUGAAGCCCAGAUUUCUGGCCUUAGGGGGCAGCUUGAGGCGCUGCAGGUGGAUGGGAGCCGCCUAGAGGCGGAGCUGCGGAGCAUGCGGGAUAUGGUGGAGGACUUCAAGAAUAAAUACGAAGAUGAAAUUAACCACCGCACGGCUGCUGAGAAUGAGUUUGUGGUGCUGAAGAAGGAUGUGGGUGCUGCCUACAUGAGCAAGGUGGAGCUGGAGGCCAAGGUGGUCGCCCUGAAUGAUGAGAUCAACUUCCUCAGGACCCUCCAUGAGACGGAGUUGACAGAGCUGCAGUCACAGAUCUUGGACACGUCCGUGGUGCUGUCCAUGGACAACAGCCGCUCCCUGGACCUAGACGGCAUCAUCGCCGAGGUCAAGGCUCAGUACGAGGAGAUGGCCAAGUGCAGCCGGGCUGAGACCGAAGCCUGGUACCAGACCAAGUUUGAGACCCUCCAGGCCCAGGCUGGGAAGCAUGGGGAUGAUCUACGGAAUACCCGGAGCGAGAUUGCAGAGAUGAACCGGGCCAUCCAGAGGCUGCAGGCUGAGAUCGACGCCAUCAAGAACCAGCGUGCCAAGUUGGAGGCCGCCAUUGCUGAGGCUGAGGAGCGUGGGGAGCUGGCACUCAAGGAUGCUCGUGCCAAGCAGGAGGAGCUGGAGGCUGCCCUGCAGCGGGCCAAGUAAGACAUGGCACGGCAGCUGCGUGAGUACCAGGAGCUGAUGAGCGUCAAGCUGGCCCUGGACAUCGAGAUUGCCACAUACCGCAAGCUGUUGGAGGGGGAGAAGAGCCGGUUGGCCGGAGAUGGAGUGGGAGCCGUGAAUAUCUCUGUGGUGAAUUCCACUGGAGGCAGUGGCAGUGGCAGUGGUGGUGGCAUUGGGCUGAGCUUCGGGGGAACCAUGGGCAGCAAUGCCCUGAGCUUCUCCAGCAGUGCGGGUCCUGGGGCCCUGAAGGCUUAUUCCAUCCGGACCACAUCCACCAGUCGCAGGAGCGCCCACAACUGAGCUGCCUCCCACCCCUCCGUUUCCCCAGCCACUGCCCACAGUCCCAGGAAGAUUCCCCUCCCUGCCUCCCAUGCCUGUUCCCAAGACCGCGAGACAGUCUGGAAAGUGAUGUCAGAAUAGCAUCCAAUAAAGCAGCCUCGUUCUGAGGCCUGAGUGA
Callithrix jacchus (white-tufted-ear marmoset) is the source of this 6571-nucleotide messenger RNA. Lineage: Eukaryota; Metazoa; Chordata; Mammalia; Primates; Cebidae. The record is from RefSeq and is a predicted model, not a curated record.